CAGAGCGUCAGCAUGUUAAAUGUAGUUUCUGUUGUCUAUAAAUUACGAUUCUAUAUUGCAGAAAAAUUGCUGACUUUGGUUCUCUUAAGGAAAAACAAUAUACUUUCUUCUGGUAGGGAAAGAGUGCAGAGGAAACCCGGGAAUAUGGCAUGGGAUUUGCAGUGAAAAACACUCUGCUUCCCAUGAUGGACCAACCGACAGGAGGCACUGAGCGGAUCCUUGCAAUUCACCUUUCUACCAGCAGCGGACCAGCAAACCUGUUGUGUGCUUAUACACCGACCCUCUGCUCACCACCAUAGUCAAAAGACACGUUCUACAAGGAGCUUGACGCGGCUGUCGACAACUUCCCGAAAAAUUAGCAUCUGCUCCUUCUGGGAGACUUCAAUGCCAGGGUAGGUGCUGACCACAAAUCCUGGCCAGACUGCUUUGGUCACUUUGGAGUGGGGAGCAUGAAUGAAAAUGGACAACAUCUGCUAGAGCUGUGCUGCUACCACAAGCUCUGCAUCAUGAACACCUUCUUUCAGACUAAGCCUCUGCACCGGGUAUCCUGGGGACACCCCAGAUCUAAACGUUGGCACCAGCUCGACCUCAUCAUCACGAGGCGAGAGGCCCUUAACAGCGUGCUUCUCACAAGGACGUUUCACAGUGCUGACUGUGACACAGACUGCUCACUAGUCCUCAGCAAGGUCAAGCUUUGACCAAAACAGAUCUAUCACACCAAGCAGAAGGCCCGUCCACGCAUCAAUGCCAGCCGUUCUACCAACCCGGCUGUCACACAACGCUUCCUCACCUCCCUUGACCAAGCACUCUGUGGACCAUCAAUGAGGCAAAGUGCUGUGGACAAAUGGAAAUGCUUACGUGAUACCAUCCACGACCAAGCCAUUGCCACAUACGAAAUGCAACAAUUGAGAUUUGACCCCGGAUCACCUGACUCUGUGGCAGAUGUCCAAAUGACCUACCCGUGUAUUUGUGGUCCAACCAACUUUUCUCCCAUUGACUGUUCUUCCAUUAUUCCAACUGGCCUGACCUGUGAGGAAUUUUGACAUUGAGAUUCCUAAAUCCUAACAGGAUGAAUCUUCUUGACUACCCUGUUCCGGAGUUGGACGUGACCUUGCAGGAAGUGUGCCGCGUCCUUCAGCUCACUUUAAGUCCUGAUCUUUACGCUGAGUUCAAAACCACACUGGAGAAGCAGAGGGGGCUUCUUUUAGAGGCUCAGCAGAAGCUAGCAUCCAACGCUGCCGGCCAAGAGAAUUGGGUGACCGAGCAGUUCAAGAGAUACUUGCUGUCUUGUGCUGACCCCCUGCCAACCUCCACAGCCCUCCCGGUUGUUCUUCUUCCAUCCGAAACGAAGGGAUGCACCCAGUUAGCGAGAGCAGCUGCUCUGCUCUGGGCUGCGGCAAAGUUAUACAGUGAGCCAACAAUGCUGGAGGGUGACCUGCCAUUGGAGAAAACCCAACAAUCGGAGGUUUUUGCUGCCACCCGAAUUCCUGGCAACAGUCGAGAUGAAAUUAAGGUCUACCCUGACAGCAUCCAUGCCAUAAUUACAUGUGUUGGAGGAGUGUUCCCAGUAUACAUACUGCAGCGCUCCACCACUGGUGGGCCAUUAUCUGCUCGGUCCUUCUCUGACAUCUACAACCAGCUGGCUAAAAUAGCUAAGCAGCCUAACACAAGACAGAAGAAUGACCCCUUAACCAUUUGUAGCCUCUCCGCUUUGGACCGCAAAUCCUGGGCUGCCAUUAGGGAAGAGCUCAUAAAGAAAGAAGGAACUGCAUUAGCAUCACUGGAGCAGAUGGAGAGCGCCGUGCUGACGUUAAGUUUGGAGGACUGCAAUGCACCUUCUGAACUGGCUGACAUCCUUAAUGCAGUGAGACUGGGAGGAGAAGACGGUCCCUGUUUGAGAUACUAUGACAAGGUGCUGAAUCUGGUAGUGUUCAAAGACUGCACAGCGGGAUUGCUUUUCGAGCACUGUGCUGUGGACGGGAUGGUAGCUGGCCUCGUAACUGGCAGCGUGUACCAACUUUCUGAGUCAGCUGACCUAAACAUAGUCCACACUGAUGCAGAUAAUGUGAAAGACUCUGUUCAGCCAACAUCGCUAACAUUUUCUUCGCAAGGGGUAAACACCAAGCCCAGCCCUGAUUUAAAAUCCAAAUAUCCAGUUGUCACUUUUGAUGUGUCUUCAUAUCCGGAUGUAUUUUCAACUCUCAAAAGCCAAAGAGGCCUCUAUGAUGCUUGGAUCAACUUCUCUUUACAACUUUCCCUGAUGCAGACUCUUGGGAAAUCCGCUGUCUCUCACAUGCUUGUCACUCCUACCCAUAUGCGCCACUACAAACAUGGCCGUUGUGAUCCCACCUACUCAGCCACCGUGCAGUCCCGUAAGUUAGUCAAUGUCUUGGCAUCUAGCAUUCGCCCCGACAACACCAUCCAAUACACAAAUAGCAUUCUAAAUUUGUUCCAUGUUGCCUUUUUGGAACACAAGACUCUCAUCAAAAACACUAAAACUGGACAUGGUGUUGGUCCCCACUUAGCUGCCCUUCGUCGAGCUUUACCAAAGGACAAUCCGUUGAAAAAGUUUCUCGACCGCUUUGGUUGUCCGUCUGUGUACCUCACUGGAACAGAUUGGAUGGAGGGAGUAGAGUGUGGAGUUGGUAAUGUUUAUGCCCAGGAUCAGCUAGCAGUAACUUACCUUGGGAAAAGGGAUACGAUUCGUAUUGUGCUUAAUGCGAAAGGGAGCUUUUCUCUGGAACUGGUCAAGCUGCAGGAGAAGCUGAAGGAGAACUUGACGUUAGUGAUGCUUUUAGCGCUCCGAUAUGCAAUCACUUGUCAAAUGGGAGGUCUGGAGUGUCUCCUUAAACCAAACCAGACAAAGAAAGUAAACAGAGCGAUAAACCACUGUCCAAAGAGCACAUGCAACAACAAAACAACGGCUGACUCAGCCUCAGACAUGAGUCCAGACUAUACGUUGGUGAUACAUGGAGGUGCUGGAGAGGGGAUGAUGAUGAAUGCCCAAGUGAUAAAUGUCAUUGAGUUUGCUCUGCAAACAGCUUUACUCCUUGGAUCCGAAGUGCUCCAAAACGGUGGCCAGAGCCUGGAUGCAGUUCAGAGGUCAGUGGAAGCUCUAGAAGACUGCUUUCUCUUUAAUGCUGGAAAAGGCUCUGUAUUCAACAGAGAAGGCAAAAAUGAAAUGGAGGCAACCAUUGUAGAUGGCUAUCAAAUGAGGUCUGGAGCUGUUGCUUGUGUGCAAAGUGUAAAGAAUCCAAUAAAAGCGGCAAGAUGUGUCAUGGAAAAAAGCUCACAUUCCCUUAUUGUGGGAGAAGGUGCUGAGGAGUUCCUGCAGGGCUUGGAGCAGAAGCCUCAACCUGUCACACCUGACUAUUUUCACACCGAUAUCCGCCACAGAGAGCUAACUGCGAAGCUCAGUGUUGUAAACCCUUCAAAAAACAAUCAUCCUCAGACAGUUGGAGCUGUGGCAUUAGAUUCUUGGCGUGGAUUGGCUGCUGCAUCGUCAACGGGCGGGCUAGUGGGGAAGCUGAAGGGACGAGUUGGUGACACAGCAGUAGUUGGGGCAGGAAUAUAUGCUGAUAACACAUUAGCUAUUUCCUGUUCCGGAGAUGGAGAUGUGUUUCUGAGGCACACAGUUGCACAGAAAAUCGCCAGCCUCUACCAUCACAAAGGCUAUAGCCUAAGACAAGCAUGUAGAGAAGUAAUGACAGAAAAUCUAAAAAAUGUCUGUGCAGGAGUCAUUGCUGUGGACUCUAAAGGGGAUGCUGUUAUAGAGACAAAUGCCGCUGUAAUGUUUGUGGCCUCCAUGAUUGGCGGAAUAUCCAGAGUUGAGGUACUUCGGCCCCUGAAUAAUGUCUCUGAUGUGAUCUGGGAAACAGAUGAGCUGGUUGCAUACCUCAAUCCCAAUCCCUGGACCCCCGGGUCAACUAUUUUGACUCGAAAAAUGCUCAGUGGGGCACAUGACAUCUUCCAUUUGGCUGAACCUGAUUUUUUGGUCCUGCUAAAUGGGGCGAAAUCUGUAUCAAAUGUUCUAUGUAAGCAACUGGGAGUGCAGCGUUGCGCUUUGGUUUUUUAUCCCAACCCAAAUCAGGCAGCUCAAAUUAGACUGCUCCCACUUCAUGGCUUAGUGCCGAAAUGGCAGCCGCAUCUUGCCAGUCAGGAGGAAUUUCACUCUUACCACCCUGGAUAUUGUUCAUCUAAAAGUGGACCUCGUUGGGAUGAUGAAGCACUGGCCAAGGUUCAAGCCGACAUCAGGAAAGGACUACCAACAACAAAUGCGCCUUCUAACUUUGAAUUUUUUGGAGAUCUCUCUGAUGAAAACCUGUUUAGUCGGAUUGUAAAAGGAGAGGAAAAACAGUGGAGAGUAUGGGAAGACAGUCAACAUGUUGCUUUCCUCACACCAUACCCAAACACUCCUGGAAUAACUGUGGUGGUGCCACGCAAACCACUGCCCAGUGACAUCAUGAAGCUGGAGGAAAAAGACUAUAAAGCACUCAUCUUGGCCACUUAUAGAGUUGCCCAACUACUGGUGGAAGGAAUGAGAGCUCAAGGUGUUGCACUAAUCUUUGAGGGCUUCGAGAUUGACUACGCUCACACCAAACUGAUUCCUCUGCUACCUUCCCCUGAAGGUCCAACAAUUGUUAGACCACAAGCAGAAUUCUUUCCAAAGUACCCUGGCUAUGUGUCAUCCCUUGAUGGUCCACCUGCUGACCUAGCUGACCUCAAAACACAGUACUCUAAAAUCACUCAGUGCAGGGCUCCACAAUCUUGGAAAGACCCUCAGUCACACUCCACACUUGCAAUCACCAGCCAGUGGUAUCGAAACCUGUUCCAGAUACAGAACACUCUUUUCCACAGCACGGUGGAAUAUUUUAGCCAUUCUUGCAAGUACUCUUAUGCUCUAACGCCUUUCACUACAGACACUAUCUCCUCCCCAAUGGGUCUUGGGUCUGACUCAGAGCCAGUUUUCGUUCACCUCUUGGGUCAAGACAUCUAUCUGGCUGACUCCAUGCAAUUUGUGCUUGAAUACUUCCUCCGCUUCCAGGAGAACCUACAGGGUACCUACUACAUCUCUCCCAGCUUUAGAGGAGAAGAUCCUGAUUCCACACACUUGAAUCAAUUUUAUCAUGUGGAGUGUGAACUGUUGGGGGACAUGGACCGUGCUAUUUCCAUCGCAGAGAGAUAUCUGGCUCAUCUCACUAAGUCAAUACUCAAGAAACACUCUGAGAUAAUCCUCCACACUGCAGGGACCCUCACACAUGUCACAUCCAUGCUGAGUAAGUUGGAGGGUGAAACCCCAGUGCCACGGGUUUCUCUUGACCAGGCCAUUCCAAUGAUGCCCUCUGCUGAUUGCUUGGAGUGGGUCCAAGACGGCCAGCCCCAGUUUGGAAGAAAGCUUACACGAAAAGGAGAGCGGGUGUUAAUAGAAAAAUAUUGCGGUGUUGUUUGGUUGACUGAGAUGGACCAUCUAGCGGUUCCCUUCUACCAGGCUUAUGUGGAGGGCAGUGGGCGAUGCAAAGCCAAGGCUGCAGACCUUCUGCUGGGCUUGGGAGAGACUAUUGGUCUCGGUGAACGUCAUUCUACCCCUGCAUUGGUGCAAGAGGCUCUCAGACACCAUGCAGUUCCACAGCAGUCCUACAAGUGGUACACUGACAUGCGGCAGGUGAAACCACUCCUUACCAGUGGUUGGGGCAUGGGCACAGAGCGAUACCUGUGUUGGCUGCUCCAGCAUGAUGACAUCAGAGAUAUACAGAUUAUUCCAAGACUAAAAGGAAUGAAGUAUAUGCCCUGAUUUUCGAUACUCUUCGCCCAACAUACUGUAAAAUUCAUGGCUAAAAAGAAAUACUCGGCAUGAACUGUACAGUACUAGUAUUGCCAUUCAAUGAUGCAAGCUAUAGGACAUUCCAUCAUAUUUAUUUUGCAUUUCUUUCUGUUUCAAUUUCUACAACAGUUAUCUUCUAAAUAUGUGCAACAACUAAUUACAUGUUUAGAAUUGUUUUAAACUUGCAUCAUCAGUUGAUCGAAUGGUUUGAUUACUGUGGUUAUUCUAUAAUACUGGAUCACAGCAUAUACUGUAUAAAUAAAAUAUAAUCAUAUUUUGAUGUUGUCCUAAAACAGCCAUCCAUCCAUCCAUUUUCUACCGCUUAAUCCUUUCGGGGUUGCGGGGGGCGCUGGAGCCUAUCUCAGCUACAAUCGGGCGGAAGGCGGGGUACACCCUGGACAAGUCGCCAACUCAUCACAGGGCCAACACAGAUAGACGGACAACAUUCACACUCACAUUCAGACACUAGGGCCAAUUUAGUGUUGCCAAUCAACCUAUCCCCAGGUGCAUGUUUUUGGAGGUGGGAGGAAGCCGGAGUACCCGGAGGGAACCCACGCAGUCACGGGGAGAACAUGCAAACUUCACACAGAAAGAUCCCGAGCCCGGGAUUGAACCCAGGACCUUUGUAUUGUGAGGCAGACGCACUACCCCCUCUUCCACCGUGCUACCCUGUCCUAAAACAAUUGCAUUUUAUUAAUCUGAUGCAUUUCGUGUUUUUUAACUAACAUUUCAAAUCAACUUGUAGCGUUUUAAUGGAGGUAUAUAUAUGAUCUUGCCCCAUAUAUUUUUCAAUAAAAUAACAAUACCAUCUUCUGUUUUAACCAAUAACUAACAAAGUCCAAUGACACUUGUUCUCUGAUCAUGGUAUUAUCAUGUUUUAAAUAUUUGUGGAUGCAACUAAUGGACAACCAUUUUGAUUGUGAUGUUCACAGAGAAUAAAU
Messenger RNA from Nerophis lumbriciformis (worm pipefish), 6762 nucleotides. RefSeq lists its product as uncharacterized. NCBI's taxonomy places the organism in Eukaryota, Metazoa, Chordata, Actinopteri, Syngnathiformes, Syngnathidae. Gene Ontology annotation, biological process: tRNA aminoacylation for protein translation. Gene Ontology annotation, cellular component: cytoplasm. Gene Ontology annotation, molecular function: hydrolase activity; aminoacyl-tRNA ligase activity; ATP binding. The record is from RefSeq and is a predicted model, not a curated record.